Messenger RNA from Folsomia candida, 2137 nucleotides. RefSeq names its product leucine-rich repeat protein soc-2 homolog. The record is from RefSeq and is a predicted model, not a curated record. The coding region runs from base 203 to 1912 and encodes 569 amino acids. NCBI's taxonomy places the organism in Eukaryota, Metazoa, Arthropoda, Collembola, Entomobryomorpha, Isotomidae. The transcript is spliced from 7 exons. Gene Ontology annotation, molecular function: protein binding.
CACCGGGAGCUAAACUGACUUUGUUCUUUCAUCAAUCACAUGCAGUUUGCAGUUUUGAUAGAAAACAAGCUUAUCAAGCUAGUGCCUUGUUUAAUUUUAUGUAUUACGUUUGGGUGGGUUAUGGGCCGGUAGUGGGUGGCAAAGUGUUUAGCUGGAACCAAUUUUUUUCGAUUUGCAAGGACGUUCUUGUUGCAGCGGUGUAAUGGAGGAAGGGGAUGCACAGCCUCCACGCCCCGUUGAGCAGAUUGUGGUGGCGACGGUGCAGUUGGUGAAUCAUGUGGCCGAGUCUGCGGGUCUCAACGGUCGCCUCACGCCCAAACCCUUGCAGGCCAUGCUCAAAUUCCGCAAUCGGUCCCAAGGACGGGCCUCCUUCCUCCAAGUCUCCACCCGCAAAGACACCCUCUGCCCAAAGUUCGACGUUGACUCUAUUCGAAACAUCCGGUCAACUCUUUUGGAACAAGGGAUGAUCACUAUUGAGACAAAUCAGAUGAGUAUACUGGUUAAGGACGGAAAACCACAGGAAUUACAGAGCCUCUUAAGUGCUAUUAAUUUGGCUAAAUCACAACAAACCAACAGCACAUCUGCAAACAACACAUCAUUAUCAACAAAAGACAAAAAUGACCAGACAGCAUGUGGAUCAUCACGUCCACGUUCCUCAGAGAUCUCAAUACCAUUGUCCCGGUGUCAAAACAAUAUGUCACCACAGUCAGACAAGGUCGGAAGGAAGAGUGCAACUAUUUCAACUCCCACUGGAGUUGGAGUCGAAAGGUGUAGAGGACUGAGUAUCAUUCCAAAAAAAAUACUCGACAAAUACUCGAAUACAAAGAAAUCCAUGUCUCCUCCCAGCUCGGUCACCAGUGACACCAGCGGCAGGGUAGCUGGUCCACUCCGACAAUCUAUUCUCAAUUUCCAAUCUCUCACUCCUGAGCAGAAAGAGGCCGCAGAUCAAAGAAGGUCGACAUUGAGUGUAAACCCGGCUGUUAAGAGAGUUCGAUCUCCUAGUCCUCCAAGCAAAGAGAAGAAGGCUACUCUAAAGAAGGCAUUGUCCACGAAGGGGAUUAAGUUUGUUUACAAGAUCGAUUCCAAAAUAAAAUAUCUUCAAGGUUUUUCUGAAUUUACAACCAAUCUCUCCAUUAAUAAUAUAUCCAUGAAAAAAUUGGACUCGCGACUCUUGGCCCUCCAACAUCUCCGUCAUCUCGACCUUGCUAAUAAUAGUUUAACAAAUGUGGAUCCGCUUCGACAGCUCAAUUCUACUCUGGAUUCUCUCAAACUAUCGCACAACCAAAUUUCGACGUUGGACCCUCGACUUCGUUUUUCUUGGAGCAAGUUAACGAUCCUGGAUCUCUCCCAUAAUAUCCUCAAGAUGUUGCCAGACUCAUUCGUAUUUUUAAAUCAGCUUCGGAUGCUAGAUGUUUCCCACAACAGUUUGCUCGUCCUGCCAUUCAACAUUCAUCUACUCCGGGGGUUGAGAACUCUGCUGGCAAAUGACAAUCAGCUUCAAUUUGCUCCAGAUCCCAUGAGCAGUGGGAUUGUUUCACUGGAGAAAGUUGAUCUCUCGAAUAAUCCAAAGAUGGUCAUUUCUCCACCAGCCAACGUCAUUUCAACUGGUUGGGGUUCGACGAAUGACAACGUUCCAAGUCUUAUGGAAUUAUGUGCAGCCGUGGUGCUAGCCGAUGUGCCAAACCGGCAGGAAUGGAGUUUUGGCAACUGGCCACAAGGUGUGAUGCCACUGUCUCUAACGGAAUAUCUCUAUCGAGCCAAACGAUGUGGGAGGUGUCGGGCUCAGGUUACUCGCUACGUGUAUAAGGAUUACAUGGGAUAUGGACGCUCUUUAGCUCAACAAAUAACUGCUGAUGGUCCACAGAUUCGUAUGCGGAGUGUCUUCUGUCCCCAUCAUAUCUCAUCUUCGUAAUAAUUCUGUCACCCCCUCAGCUCAGACUAUAAAAUUUUACAUGAAAAUGCAAGACAAGACAUUUUCCGGUGUUACAUACAUAAGUACAAAAAGAACUGUGCAAGAUUAUUAUUGCAAGACUGUUUUGGAAAUGUUGAUAUGCUUGUAUUAAUUUAAUCUGCUGCACAGUUGACAGUACAUACGUAUAAAAAUAAAGAGGAUAUAGAUCAUUCCAUGAAUGAAGCA